AUGUAUCUGUAUAAAACCCUUGUCUCCUUCCUUGUCGCGUUGUCCCUCAUUGCGGGAUGUGCCAACGCUGCACAGCAGCCAGAGGAUAUUCGGAACGCAUGCGAUGGACUCGCAUCGGCUACUUACGGUCUCAAAGACCUGGUGCUGUCAAUGAAUUCGACGUCCAAGUCUGGAAACAUGAAAGACGUGUACAACCAAUUCGACACUAUCUUCGACCAAACUCUGGAAGAGGUUGGUGCCAUGAGCGGAUCUGCGGUCAUUCAGCAGCAGGAUUCCAUGCAGAUUGUUUACGAGGCUUUCUCGAAUUUUUUGGUCAGAGCUGUAACUGACACUGUUACCUUGCAGUCGUAUUUCUUCAAUCUGAUCGCCAUCUUCCCAAGCAACACCUCUUACAACCCGCAGGCCAGCGACCAGAAAGGCCAGGUCGACAACCACUUCCAGCAGGCUAUCGAUGCAUUCCAUGCCAUUCAAGGAAAUCCCCAGCUCACUGUGCCGCUCUGA
Molecule: messenger RNA, 501 nt
Organism: Rasamsonia emersonii CBS 393.64
Lineage: Eukaryota; Fungi; Ascomycota; Eurotiomycetes; Eurotiales; Trichocomaceae
Exons: 3
Coding region: 1-501 (166 amino acids)
Source: RefSeq, a predicted model, not a curated record